AUGGAAAUUUCACGCGAUAAAGGCCUUAGUACAAAAAUUGGGGAGGAGAAUGUUGGCUUCAAGCUUAUGAUGAAAAUGGGAUUCAACCCUAGUGGUGGCUUAGGAAAGCAUGCUGAAGGCCGGUCUGAACCAAUUCCGAUCGAGAUUGUGGAUGGCCGAGCCGGUUUAGGUCUUCAUAAUAUUCGUCAGAAACGAAGUAAAAUGAGAGAGCAACGCCAGGAAAAUAUGGAAGCAUUCCAGCACCAGUUCCGUGAUUCAAUGGCUGCUCGUUUCAAGAUGGAAAAAGCACAACGCCAGCUAAAUGCCGCAAGAGGUAUAUGCAAACAGUUAGAUUUAUCUAAAAACAGAGAAAAACCCGCAUCGGACGAUUUUUGGCCACCCGAUGAUAUCAAAGCACAACUUUUGGCGCAGUCUUCUCUCAUAAGGAAAGAGGUAUGCCGGCCUAACCGACCAAAACGUCACCAUAAACGUCUACGAUCGGAAUCGCCUGAGCAUUUGAAGGAGGAUGAGACUGUAAACUCAUCUAAUGGAUACGAAUCACCUGACGUUCCUUCCAGCGCCUCUGAUGAUGAAUUGUGUGAUAUUGAUGCUGCCCAGUAUGGGCCAGUCGAAAAAAGGUCCAAGAACGCACCAAAUAUGCAGUUGGCAGCUGAUGUGACACUGUCUUCUUGUAAAUGCAAUCCCGUUAGCCGAGGCUGCAUGCUGUUUUCACCAGCCCUUAAUUCUGGUUUUACAGCCCUUCAUAACACCAUCGGCUAA
Dibothriocephalus latus is the source of this 759-nucleotide messenger RNA. The record is from the annotation of a GenBank genome assembly. Lineage: Eukaryota; Metazoa; Platyhelminthes; Cestoda; Diphyllobothriidea; Diphyllobothriidae.